UUGGAUUCCACCACGUAAAUAGCAGGCGGCUUUCACACUAGGCAGGGGGCGGGUCGCGGGGGUAUGACAUAGACAAAAUGGCGGCGGCAACCAUGGAGUCAGCGAAAGAGUCACACGUGGGGAAAAAGCCUCCAGCUCGUUACUGGCACAAGAACAAAGAUGAAAAUGAAGAAGGAAAACAGGCUGCUGAUGCACACGAGCAGGAGCUUGACACCACGCCAACAAAAGCGAGAAGGAAACGCUCAAGAUCUCGAAAACAAGAUGCUUUCCCAGGACCUGCUUCUAUUCCAAAAGCCAAGCUGCAGAAGUUCACAAGGGAAGGGAAAACAAAAGAUCAGAUCUGCAAGCAUCACAAAAAACUAAAAGAAGUCAUUUCUCGUUCAAAUGAAGCCUCUGAAAUGGCUCAAAAACAAGCUGCCCGCUUUGACCUACUACUCCCAGAGGAAGCAGGGUUGUUAGAAGGAGAUGAAGAUGAGGACACAUGCACCAUCUCACAGCAAGACAUCGCAGAGGCUGUGGAUAUAUCGUCUGGGGCCAAGUAUUUUAACCUGAAUCUAUCUCAAUUUGGACCAUACCGACUGGAUUACAGCAGGACGGGGCGCCACCUGCUACUCGGUGGGAGGAGAGGCCAUAUUGCUUGUCUCGACUGGCAAUCUAAACAGUUAAUGUGUGAGAUAAACGUGAUGGAGUCAAUCAACGAUGUCCGAUGGCUUCACACUGAGGCCAUGUUUGCAGUGGCUCAGAAAAAGUGGCUGCACAUCUACGACUCAAAUGGAAUAGAGCUUCACUGCAUCCGCAAGUUCAACGAUGUCCUUCGCAUGCAGUUUCUGCCGUACCACUUUUUGUUGGCUACUGCUAGUGCCACAGGCUUCCUGCAAUAUCUUGAUGUAUCCGUGGGAAAAGAGGUUACCGCCACCUGCACCAAAAUGGGCCGGCUUGCCGUCAUGUGUCAGAACUCCUACAAUGCUGUCAUCCAUCUCGGCCACCCCAACGGGACAGUCACCCUGUGGUCGCCCAAUCAAAAAGAGGCCCUCGUCAGGAUGCUCUGUCACCGGGGAGGAGUGCGUUCCAUUGCCGUGGACAAAACUGGAACCUACAUGGUGACGUCAGGCAUGGACAAAAAGCUGAAGGUGUUUGACGUCAGAACAUUCCAGCCCCUCAAUUCUUACUUCCUCCCAGCUGGAGCUUCCUGUUUGUCGCUCAGCCAUCGGGGGUUGCUGUCUGCAGCCACAGGGGAUGUCGUCCAGGUAUACAAGAAUUUGUGGAGCUCUUCAGUGACCAAACCCUACAUUGCUCACAGAAUCAAGGCUGCCGCAUGUGAGCUACACUUUUGCCCCUUUGAGGAUGUGCUUGGGGUCGGCCAUGGACAAGGCUUUACUAGUAUGCUCGUACCAGGAGCGGGUGAGCCUAACUUUGAUGGCCUUGAUUCAAAUCCAUAUCGCAGUGCCAAACAGAGGCAGGAAUGGGAAGUGAAGGCCCUGCUGGAAAAGAUUCAGCCGGAACUUAUCAGUUUGGACCCCUCUGAACUGGCUAAGGUUGAUCUUGGCACCUUCCAACAGAGGCACCAAGACAGAGUGCAAGCUUUGGGCUUUGAUCCUCUUGCCAAAGAAAGAUUUGUCCCCAGGAAUAAGAAAAAAGGUCGCAGCUCAGCUGGCAAUGUAGAAAGGCGAAAGAAGAAAGUGGCUGAUGCUGACAAGAGGGAUGUCAUUGUGAAAAGUAUGGAGGACAAAAUGAAGAUGGAGCAAGAAAGAAAAGCAAAGGAAAAGAAGAAGGCAGAAUUCGCGAGCCGAAAAUCAGUUUUAGACAGAUUCCAAAAAUAGAAGAGGUGCUACAAAAACAUGUUGGGAUCUGGUUGGAAGUGUGUGUGUGCGUGUGUGUGUGUGGAUCUGACUUGUGAUUUUGUAGUUGACUCUAAUAAAAAAAAAGAAACCAACCAUCAAAC
This is a messenger RNA of Syngnathoides biaculeatus (alligator pipefish), 1942 nucleotides long. RefSeq names its product WD repeat domain 46 (gene wdr46). Gene Ontology annotation, molecular function: protein binding. Gene Ontology annotation, cellular component: 90S preribosome; small-subunit processome; nucleolus. Gene Ontology annotation, biological process: maturation of SSU-rRNA from tricistronic rRNA transcript (SSU-rRNA, 5.8S rRNA, LSU-rRNA). The record is from RefSeq and is a predicted model, not a curated record. The transcript is spliced from 14 exons. Bases 78 to 1820 code for a protein of 580 amino acids. NCBI's taxonomy places the organism in Eukaryota, Metazoa, Chordata, Actinopteri, Syngnathiformes, Syngnathidae.